GAAAGGCGCCUGCGCGCGCCGCGCCGUAAGAAAGAGGGCACCGUCCGCUCCGAGCGCCGCUUCCGCCCAAGCGCAAAAUGGCGGCGCCCUUUGUCUGUUCCGUGUCACCAUGAUCGCCGCCGCCGCCGGGAUGAUGUGACGCUCGCGGGAUGGCAGCCAUGGACUUCCCGCACCACAGCCGGCAAGUCCUGGAGCAGCUGAACCAGCAGCGGCAGCUGGGCCUCUUGUGCGACUGCACCUUCGUGGUGGACGGCAUCGACUUCAAGGCCCAUAAGGCGGUGCUGGCGGCCUGCAGCGAGUACUUCAGGAUGCUCUUCGUCGACCAGAAGGACGUGGUUCACCUGGACAUCAGCAACGCGGCAGGUCUGGAGCACGUGCUGGAAUUCAUGUACACGGCCAAGCUGACCCUCAGCCCGGAGAAUGUGGAGGAUGUCUUGGCCGUGGGCAGCUUCCUUCAGAUGCAGGAGGUCGUCCAAGCCUGCAACACGAUGAGGGCCUUCUCGGCACCGGGUGGCCUGGAGAUCUCCACAGUGGCUGGGCAGGAGAAAACGACCAACAGCAGGCACAAAGCAGAGUUGGAAGCCCCCAGGGAUCAGGAGGAGCCGAUCUCCUCUAGCAGCCUCCAACCGGCCGAAGGGGCCCAUCCUGCUGAGGACCCGAAGGACAAGGCGAUAGCGGCGGAAGGGAGCGAGGCUGGUCAAAGGCCAGACGCAGGCACAGCGGGCCCCGGGGAGACGCCGGAGGGAUCGCCGGAGGAGCUGCAGUUCAGCCUCUCCCCCCACGAACACACCAGUCCCAGCUCCACUCUUCCUUCUCAGGCCAGGGAAGCUGGUGAGCACGAAGACCCUCCGACGCUGAAAGUCCCUGCAGAGAUGGAAGUGGAGCUGGAAGGCCACGAAGAGGAGGAAGACGAUCCACCCUCCGAGGCGGAGAGCAACGGCAAGACUGCUGGGGAGCCCAAACCGAUCCCCCUGACCAACGGCAGCGUCCCCGAGGACUUUGAGUCCGGAGGCAGUGACUCCGGGCAGGAGAACGCGGGAGAGGCCAGGCUGCUGCGCUCAGGAACGUACAGUGACAGGACAGAGUCCAAAGCGUAUGGCUCCGUGACCCACAAGUGUGAGGACUGUGGAAAGGAGUUCACCCACACGGGCAACUUCAAGCGCCAUAUCCGUAUCCACACGGGAGAGAAGCCCUUCUCCUGCCGGGAAUGCAGCAAGGCCUUUUCUGACCCCGCGGCCUGCAAAGCGCAUGAGAAGACCCACAGCCCCCUCAAGCCCUACAGCUGCGAGGAGUGUGGCAAGAGCUACCGCCUUCUCAGCCUGCUGAACCUGCACAAGAAGCGCCACACGGGAGAGGCCAGGUACCGCUGCGAGGACUGCGGGAAGCUCUUCACCACCUCGGGCAACCUAAAGCGCCACCAGCUGGUGCACAGUGGGGAGAAGCCUUACCAGUGCGACUAUUGCGUACGCUCCUUCUCCGACCCCACCUCCAAAAUGCGGCACCUGGAGACGCACGAUACCGACAAAGAGCACCAGUGCCCUCACUGCGAGAAGAUGUUCAACCAGGUGGGGAACCUCAAAGCCCACUUGAAGAUCCACAUUGCCGACGGUCCGCUGAAGUGCCGCGAGUGUGGGAAACAGUUCACGACCUCAGGUAACUUGAAGCGGCAUCUCCGCAUCCACAGCGGAGAGAAACCGUACAUUUGCGUGCACUGCCAGCGCCAGUUUGCUGACCCGGGGGCUCUCCAGCGGCACGUUCGCAUCCACACAGGUGAGAAGCCCUGCCAGUGUAUAAUUUGUGGGAAAGCCUUCACCCAGGCCAGCUCUCUAAUAGCCCAUGUGCGCCAGCACACUGGGGAAAAACCCUAUGUUUGCGAACGCUGCGGCAAAAGAUUUGUCCAGUCCAGCCAGCUGGCCAAUCACAUCCGCCACCACGACAACAUCCGCCCUCACAAGUGCAGCGUCUGCAGCAAAGCUUUUGUCAACGUGGGUGAUCUGACCAAGCACUUCAUCAUCCACACAGGGGAAAAGCCGUUCCUGUGCGACAAGUGCGGCCGCGGCUUCAACCGGGUGGAUAAUCUCCGCUCCCACGUCAAGACGGUCCACCAAGGCAAAGUGGGGAUGAACCUCCUGGAACCCAACGAAGGCGAUGAGCUCAAUAUCGUCACUGUGGCUUCAGAGGAGAUGGUGACGCUGGCCACGGAAGCCCUGGCCGCCACAGCGGUCACCCAGCUCACCGUUGUUCCCGUCGCAGCUCCUGUCACCGCAGACGAGACGGAAGCGCUCAAGGCCGAGAUUACCAAGGCCGUGAAACAGGUCCAAGAGGCAGACCCCAACACCCAAAUCCUCUACGCCUGCGAUUCCUGCGGAGAGAAGUUCCUGGAUGCCAACAGCCUGGCUCAGCACGUGCGCAUUCACACAGCCCAAGCCCUGGUCAUGUUCCAGGCGGACACAGACUUUUACCAACAGUACAACGCUACCACCGCUUGGCAUGGCGAGCAGGUCAUCCCGUCGGGAGAGUUACUCUUCCGGGCACGGGACGGCAGCGAAGCAUCGCCAGACUUGCCAGAGGCCCCACCGGCCGGAGAGUGAUGGCAGACGCUGCUCCGCCAACAAGACAGACGCCCGAAGGAGCACCUUGGGGUGGGGAGAAGAGUGGAGUGCCCCCUCGUGCCCUGAGAGACUCUGCUCCAACCAGCAGCAGCCUCCCCAUCGCGCUGAACGUUCCGGCAUCGCUCACAAACCGCUAUUUAAAGCCACGAGUGCUACAUGAAACUGAUGUACAAAAAAAAAAAUAUUUCUGUAUUGGAGAGACUACAUCUGUGUUAAUACUGAGAAGAGGAAAGAAAUAAAAAGGCUGUUAUUUUCUAUGUUUAAAGUGAAAAA
Molecule: messenger RNA, 2885 nt
Organism: Ahaetulla prasina
Lineage: Eukaryota; Metazoa; Chordata; Lepidosauria; Squamata; Colubridae
Gene: ZBTB17
Product: zinc finger and BTB domain containing 17
Exons: 15
Coding region: 150-2591 (813 amino acids)
Biological process (GO): regulation of transcription by RNA polymerase II
Cellular component (GO): nucleus
Molecular function (GO): RNA polymerase II cis-regulatory region sequence-specific DNA binding; protein binding; DNA-binding transcription factor activity, RNA polymerase II-specific
Source: RefSeq, a predicted model, not a curated record